This is a messenger RNA of Lucilia sericata (common green bottle fly), 1674 nucleotides long. RefSeq lists its product as uncharacterized. Lineage: Eukaryota; Metazoa; Arthropoda; Insecta; Diptera; Calliphoridae. Bases 141 to 1385 code for a protein of 414 amino acids. The record is from RefSeq and is a predicted model, not a curated record. The transcript is spliced from 4 exons.
UCUAAGUUAAAUAGCGCCCUGCUAACCUGCUAAAGAACAAAACAUUCUAUAUAAUAACAAUAAAGAAUAAUUUUACUCAGUUGAAAUUUUACGUUUAGUGGGAGAACAUUCGCUUUAAAUUUUAUAUUGUUAGCAUAAAUAUGGCUAAUUAUGAGGGAUCGCCAGUAAAUGGAAACGAUAUACCAUUAUGGAUAAAGGUUUCCCUAUUCGAACCAGUUUUUAAACAAAUAGAACCUCAAUUUCAUCAAACGAAGAAUUUUAAAGCUAAACGAGCUUUAAGUGCUGGUGAAAAUUAUGCCACUAUUAUGCUACGUGUAGAGGCUGAAAUUGAAUUAAAGGAUGGCUCUUCAAAAUCUAUCACCCUAAUGUUAAAGACAGCUAAUAAUAAUGAAAUGUUUCGUGAAAUGAUGAAAAAUCAUAAUAUAUUUGAUGUCGAAGCUACGAUGUAUCGUGAUAUAGUGCCAGAAUUAGAACAAAUGUAUAAAGAUGUUGGGGUGGAAGUGAGAUUUGGUGCCAAAUCCUAUGAACUCUCCACCGAUCAACCUUAUAUACUUUUAGAGGAUUUGAAACCCAAAGGUUUUGAAAACGUUAAUCGUUUGGAAGGUUUAGACAUGGAACAUACUCAUUCAGUGCUUAACAAGCUGGCGCAAUGGCAUGCAGCUUCUGCAAAUCGUGUCGCUUUAAAGGGUCCCUAUGAUAGAAGUAUUUGUGAAGGAUAUGUCAAAGAAGAAACACGUGAUAUAACAGAAACUUUGUUUAGAAAUUUGUUUAAAGUCCAUUUAGAUUGCGCAAAGUCCUAUGACGGCCAUGAAUUAUACUAUGAACGUUUGCGGGAACAACUAGAUGGCAGAACCGAUGAACUCUAUGAUACCGCCAAGUUGGAUUUGAAUGAAUUUAAUGUUUUAAAUCAUGGUGAUUGUUGGUCCAAUAAUGUUAUGUUUAAGCAUGAUGCCUCUGGUAAAAUUAAAGAAACCUUUUUGGUUGAUUAUCAAAUACCUCGUUAUGGAACUCCUGCUCAAGAUUUAUACUAUUUUCUUCUAUCGUCUACAAAAUAUGAAUUGAAAAUUAAACACUUUGAUUAUUUCAUAAGGUAUUAUCACUCUGAGCUUUUGAAAAAUCUUAAAUUAUUGAAUUAUUUCAAAAAGUUACCCACUUUAUCUGAUAUUCACAUUAGUUUACACAAACAUCAUCCAUGGGCUUUAUCAACUGUAGUGGGUGUUAUGGCCGCAGUCCUUUUAGAUCCCAAUGACAAUGCAAAUUUUGACAAUUUUCUUGGUGACGAUGAUGCUGGCAUCAAAUUUAAAAUCCAAAUGUUUUCAAAUGCUCGUUAUCGUAAACAUAGUGAACUAAUUUUACCUUGGCUAUAUAAUCGUGGUGCUAUAUAGAAUCAUAAAAUACUUUUGAAUGUAUUUACUUCUGUAUAUAUGUAUGUACUUAUGUAAUUACUAUGUUAUUGUAUAUGUGCUAUUCGCGAAUUAAAAUACAUUUGGAACCCUUAGUCUAGCAUAUAGUCUGAUAUUUGAUACUUUAGUAUCUUUAGAAAAAUCGUUAAAUCAAAAUUUUAUGCAAGCCUAAGUGAUACAGACUCCCAUAGAAAGUCCCCCUUUAGAAAAUUAGCCUAAAUAUACAAUCAUCGCAAUGAAAUUAGAAAUAAAAUAGUUUUAUAUAAAAAAA